GCAGGGGCCACACCCCGCCGCGGACCCUUUCUCUUCCCAGUCCUCUCUCCUCCGCGCGCCAGGCCGUUCCGGGAGGAGCGCGGCCGCCCACGCCAGGAGCAUCCUCUUCGGACCCAGCGGGCGCCGGCGGCGAUGAUGCGGCUGCAAGGCUCGGCGAUGCUGCGCGAGCUGCUCCGGCGGCCGCCCGCCACCGUCGGAGCCUCCCUGCGGCGCGCGCAGCCCCUCGGCACCCUGUGCCGGCGUCCCCGGAGCGGGAACCGGCCAGCCGCGGGCCUGGUGGCCGCCGCGCGGCUCCACCCGUGGUGGGGCGGGGGCGGCCGCGCCAAGGGCCCCGGCGCCGGCGGCCUGUCCAGCUCGCCCUCGGAGAUCCUGCAGGAGCUGGGCAAGGGAGGCGCGGCGCCCCAGCAGCAGCAGCAGCAGCAGCAGCAACCCGGGGCGUCGCCUCCCGCAGCCGCGCCGCCGGCACCGGGCCCCAAGGACAGCCCCGGGGAGACGGACGCGUUCGGCAACAGCGAGGGCAAGGAGAUGGUGGCCGCGGGCGACAAUAAAAUAAAGCAGGGUCUGUUACCUAGCUUGGAAGAUUUGCUGUUCUAUACGAUUGCUGAAGGACAAGAAAAGAUACCCGUCCACAAGUUUAUCACAGCACUCAAAUCUACAGGAUUGCGAACGUCUGAUCCCAGGUUGAAAGAGUGUAUGGAUAUGUUAAGAUUAACUCUUCAGACAACGUCAGAUGGUGUCAUGCUAGACAAAGAUCUUUUUAAAAAGUGCGUUCAGAGCAACAUUGUCUUGUUGACACAAGCCUUUAGAAGGAAGUUUGUCAUUCCUGACUUUAUGUCCUUCACCUCACACAUUGAUGAGUUGUACGAGAGCGCAAAAAAGCAGUCUGGAGGGAAGGUUGCUGAUUAUAUUCCUCAGCUGGCCAAGUUCAGUCCUGAUUUGUGGGGUGUAUCUGUCUGUACAGUAGAUGGGCAAAGGCAUUCUAUUGGAGAUACCAAAGUCCCCUUUUGUCUCCAGUCCUGUGUGAAGCCCCUGAAAUACGCCAUUGCAGUUAAUGAUCUGGGAACUGAGUAUGUGCAUCGCUAUGUUGGGAAAGAGCCAAGUGGAUUGAGAUUCAACAAACUAUUUCUGAAUGAAGAUGAUAAACCACACAACCCUAUGGUAAAUGCUGGGGCCAUCGUUGUCACUUCACUGAUAAAGCAAGGAGUAAAUAAUGCUGAGAAGUUUGACUAUGUGAUGCAGUUUUUGAAUAAGAUGGCUGGUAAUGAAUAUGUUGGAUUCAGUAAUGCAACGUUUCAGUCUGAACGAGAAAGUGGAGACCGAAAUUUUGCAAUUGGAUAUUACUUAAAAGAAAAGAAGUGUUUUCCGGAAGGCACAGACAUGGUUGGGAUACUGGAUUUUUAUUUCCAGCUGUGCUCCAUUGAAGUGACCUGUGAGUCAGCCAGUGUGAUGGCCGCAACACUGGCUAAUGGCGGGUUCUGCCCGAUUACCGGCGAAAGAGUUCUCAGUCCCGAGGCCGUUCGGAAUACACUGAGUCUGAUGCAUUCCUGUGGCAUGUAUGAUUUCUCAGGGCAGUUUGCAUUCCAUGUUGGUCUUCCUGCAAAAUCUGGAGUUGCUGGGGGUAUUCUGUUAGUUGUCCCCAACGUCAUGGGCAUGAUGUGCUGGUCUCCGCCUCUGGACAAGAUGGGCAACAGUGUUAAGGGAAUUCACUUCUGUCAUGAUCUUGUUUCUCUGUGUAACUUCCAUAACUAUGAUAAUCUGAGACACUUUGCAAAGAAACUCGACCCUCGGAGGGAAGGUGGCGAUCAGAGGGUAAAGUCGGUAAUAAACCUUCUGUUCGCUGCGUACACUGGAGAUGUGUCUGCCCUCCGGAGGUUUGCCCUGUCGGCCAUGGACAUGGAGCAGCGGGACUACGACUCCAGAACGGCCCUCCACGUGGCUGCCGCCGAGGGUCAUGUGGAAGUGGUUAAAUUUUUGCUGGAAGCUUGCAAGGUGAACCCCUUCCCCAAGGACAGGUGGAACAACACCCCCAUGGACGAAGCGCUGCACUUCGGACACCACGACGUCUUUAAAAUCCUCCAGGAAUACCAAGUCCAGUACACACCCCAAGGGGACUCUGACAACGGGAAGGAAAAUCAGACUGUCCACAAGAACCUCGAUGGGCUGUUGUAAUGGUCCGAGAGGCUUGGGUUACUUACCUAUUCGAUUGUGGAACAUGGCUAUGAAGAACAUGUAUAUUUCUGUCUGCCAGUGAUGUGCACUGUGCGUUUGUCAUGUCAGUGUUACUGGAGUUUCCUUCCUUGUGCGCACAGGACAAAAUCUGAUGUCUUUGGGGAAAAUAGAAAUAAAAGAACCUCCCUUCAUAAUGUGAGCAAUAGUUACCUCUUGCGUUGCACAACUUGAUGUCCAGGAAUAGUUAGUUACCGAUGCUAGCUGACGUGUGUGGCCCUCAUGAGUCGUGUGUGUUGUAAACUUUCAAUCCCCGGGUGAUGAUCUCCUCAUAGGCAUUUAUGAGCUAAGCUUCGUUGUACAGUUUACCCGCGGGGUGGAUGCUGUCAUUAGAUAAACCAGUGUGGUUUUCAAGACUUUAUAGAUUAGCUUGAGUGUUCGAACAACUAUAUGCACAUGGUUGAGUAUUUAAAAUGUGUCCUCACCCUCACGUCAAGGUGACUCCUUCAACACUAAAAUAGUUGCUAGCUGUUCAUAGAGCUCGCCAAUUCUGAUUAGGUUUUAUCAGGGACUCUGCGACGAUACGUUUGGUGACCAAAACAUACGUAUGGAUAUAGUUCUAGUACCUUUGAGACCUUUCCUUUCAUACGGUCCUCGGGCCAGCCUCUCUGAGGCCUUGGGAAAGUGAGUGCCGGCACUCUCUGCAGUCUCGUGUGUCCUCAGCAAGUCAGCAAUGCUCACAUUCCUAGCCCAGAGACAGAGCCUGGCCGUUAUCUACAGAAGAGGAACCAAGAUUCAGGCGUCUAACUUAGCUUAAGAGUUAAGACAGUGCUACCGCAGACUUGGACGUUUCUUUCAGCUUCUACAACAGAGAAAAGUUCAAACAUGCUCUCCGUUACCAAAGUUACAGGGACACGCAUAGGGACAGCCGCAGGUGACAUUUCCCUUCAGUCCUAAUGGCAACAGUCUGCAUAGGCUAGCCGUCCCUUCCUGAGGCCCGGGCGGGGGGGUCACUCUGCACUGCCCCCCUCUGUUCCUAACUCUCGGGCAGACUCAGGAAAGAUGACGUCCUUGUAAAUUUAGACUCCCCAUGUCUUUGUUUUGGAACAGUGAUUUCUGAGUAACUUAGAAAACAGGUCAAAGGAACCUUAGCGAGAACCCAGUUUUCUAGCAAUUGCCCAUAGUGGACCCUAUUCUACUUCCGAGAGACGAGGGCUCUGUUAGUGAGGACUUCUGGUGAUGGAGCGCAUGUGUGCAUGCACGUGCACACACAAAUGCACUUCUUGGAAACUGCCCGCGGAAGAUGCAGAAUUCUCAACUACACAGAUGCAGUGGUUACCACAUGAACACAGAGUCUCUGACCCUCGCUAUCAACACGGAACUGCACCCGAGUUUCCUGACGCCUGGCGGCACAGUGUCCAGUAGCCGCCAGCUGCUGUGGUCCCGUUAUCAGCCGUCCCCUUCCAUUCCCUAGCCAGCACCCCCCUUGAUGAACCCCUUAGUGAGUGCCCCUUCCCUGAGCCAGGCACCCCCACCAUGGAUCUAAGUUCCAGGAGCUGUGGGAGGAUGGUGGGCAGGCAUCCAGCCCUGCCACUGUGUUCUGCUUCCGCAAGCCUCUUGAGACAGGCGGGGGGGCACUCUGCGCGGGGACAUCAGCUCCAAAGUUAAGGCGUGACCGCGUUUUAGUUGGAAUCCCCUGAGCUCACGCUAUUCCAGAAGCAACUGGCUUUGUGUGGUUCGAUGCGUGACUUAACUAUCACCAGUGACUCCGAGGCUUCUCUGAAUGUUAUUCUGCAUAUUAUUUGAAAACAGAAGUUGUAUCUUUUCUAAGAUCAGUGCCGUUUUGUACAGUCUUUGUGGCCUGGUUAAAUAGGCUCUUUCCCCUCACGGUGUUAUGACUACGUGCCAGGUCUUGCUCCGGCUCUCUGCUAGUGGCUGAUAUUAAGGAGAACACUUUUGUUUUAAAUGCUUGAAUGAGCUGUUACUGCUGCCAUCAGUAAACUCCAAAGAUCUUAUUUUUUUUUUUGUUUCGUUUCGUUUUGGCUUUACGAUCUUGUGUAAUUUUUCUGUAUCAGGGGAACAUUACAUGGUCAUGUUGGUUUGAAGCUCUGUUUACGCUGCUGUUUCUGCUGUCCCUGUUGUAAUACCCAUGCCUGGGGAUACACCGCGCUUUAGCCGCACAGCUAGCUGGAUUUGCUCUUGAUCCUGCUGUCUGUCAGGGACUAGGUGACCUGAUGUGCGAUUUAGGUCCCUCCUGGGGAGUCCAAAGCUUUGAAUGUAUCUACUUCCGACGUUUCCCAAAAUGAAAUCUUAAAAAACUAUAAACUGUAAGUGUUCUGAAAUUGGGAAAUAUUUAUUUUAAAUGAGAUCAGGUUAUGUUGCUUUUUACUGCCUAAUAAAUACAUGUAUUGAAAACAAGCCGUGAGGAAUGAAUUUUCUUAAAAUAACUAAGGUUUUUCUCUGCACUUUUGAGUUGUGAGUCUGUAGCUGUUUUACAGCCAGCCUGUUACGGGCCAGGGAGCACACAGAGUCACGUGGGAUGUGUGGACCCAGGGCGAGGAUGAGAACUGUGGGAACCUAGCUGUGGAUGCUGUGAUGGGCAGGCUCGUUCAGCUCUCUAGAAGCUCGCACUGUGCCUGUACAGUUAAAGUGCUCAGGGUACCGGGCUGCACUGCGCCAUUGCAGGUAUCCCUGGAUGCGAGCACGUUUCCAUGGAGCUCUGACGUCUACUGGGGAGCUGACCCAGGACCACCACACCAGGAUCUGAGUGGGCCUGGCUGGCGGCUCUCCUGAGUCCCCCACACGUGGAAAUGGUUCUCCAUUCGAGAAUGCCCUGGUCCUCUUGGGGUUAAAUCAGUGUCUGGUUUCCUAACCACAAAGGUUUAUGAACACCAUGCCAAUCCCAUUUUUUAAUUUUAUCAAAGUCUUGUGCCACAAACCAAGCGGCUUAGUUACAGCAGCUGUGGUGUUAGGGCCAUCUCUAUCAUUCUAAUAAUAAUAAUAGCCAGGUGGUGGUGGCGCACGCCUUUAAUCCCAGCACUCGGGAGGCAGAGGCGGGUGGAUCUCUGUGAGUUCGAGGCCAGCCUGGUCUAUAAGUGCUAACUCCAGGACAGGCUCCAAAGCUACGGAGAAACCCUGUCUCGAAAAACCAAAUAAUAAUAAUAAUAAUCUAUUAAUAACACAUGGAAUUCUUUGAUCUAACCCACGCUUUUAUUGAUGAAGCUGGGACCCAACAGUGGACCACGAUAUGCAGCUCUUAGUCAAUAUUCUCUCCCUGUACCCUAUCACACAGUUACAGGGAAGUACAUAUCUUCACUUACAGUUACUAGAGUCUCUCUCGGGUGAGUUUUGGGGCCACGCAUGUCAGUACCAAGUCCUGCGACAUGAGUCAGCUCCUACUGAACACGCGUGUGUCUGCAGACGGAAACUUGGUGGCGGUGCACAGUGCACAGGAUAACCCCAACAGGGAAACGUUCUAGUUGUUAAUCUAACCGUGAUCACUCUAUUUUCAUGGCACUUUUUUUUUUAGGAGUUUAGGUUAGUCUUAUUUGUUAGUCCCUAUGGUAACAUAAGCUCAUAACUCAUGGGUGUUCAGGGAAGCAGCCCGUGGAUGCACUAGGUGGCUCUUACACACUUUUUACAAAUGGGAAAGCAUCUGGGUGUGAAAGGGUGCGGAUGGGUAGGCUAGGGGGUGUAGUGUUUGGAGACAGAAGGGUCUAGGCUUCGUCAUAAUUACGGCAGCUGUUUUAAAAGGAGGGGACAGAAGCUAACAGUCCGGAAAGGCAGGCUCUCCAGGACUGCUCAGAGGGCUCCUGUCUGUUCUGGAGCCUGGCCUGACUGGGCCAUGCCUCCUGCUGCCUUUUACAUUCUAGCAGCCGAUCUGCUAUGAAGCUAGACUGUCGGGGCACCGAGGUAUCAUUUACGCAGAAGACAUAGGAAGGGCUGCGAACAUGCCGACAGUAACGAACUGAGUCUGGCACCAUUGUAAAAUACAGAGUCCACAAGUUUCACGGCAGAUAUAAUGGCAUCUCUACCUUCUGGGUAGCUUUACUUGGUGUUCUGAGUAUAAGUGUCGUAAGUUAGGAUUAUUUUUCUACAGUACAUCACGCUGUCCCUUUAAAGUCAGAGUCCACAGUCCACGGCCCAGGCGUGGUCUCCCUGAACUUGAGGGCCUCGCCUUGCUGAUGACCACUGAGCUGUCCAGAUUUUAAAACACUACUGAGGAGCCUCGGCUUCCUGUAAUUGGCUUUGAUGUUAUUUCUUGGAAAUUAUGUGCAUUUUCCUGUAACAUUGACAUGAUCAGUAGCUUUUGACUAGUCAAAAAAAAAUUAGAUUAUGUGUAUAAAUGUUUUGCCUUUGUGUGCGUCUGCACAUUACAUAAGCCUGGUGCCCAUGGAGGUCAGAAGAAAGUAUCAGAUUCCCUGGGACUGGGGUUAUAGAUGCCGUGUGGGUGCUGGGAACUGGACCUAGGUCCACUGCCAGAGCCACGAGGGCUCCGAACCACUGACCACUGGCUACAUUUACUUCGCAAAAUCUCCAUUAAGCUUCAGUGGGUAAAGUGUCUGCUGAGCAUAUAGCCCAGUAUCUGAGAACAUCUUAUGUUUAUGACAGGGGCAUUUGUUCUGUCUACUAGUGUCUUCCAAGCAUCUAGAGGAAUGCCUGGUUCAAGACAGAUAUUUCAGUAUCUUAAACAAAAGAUGCCUUUGGGUAAAUCAUCCCCUCAAGAUGGGGGCAGCUGCCAGGCUCCAAAAGUCAAAGACUUUUCAACUUUCCAGCUUCCUCUGGCGCCUUCCCUGCAGCCGUCGGGCACCAUGGGUCUGCCUCGUUUGCUGACCAAUGCCUUCAUGUUCCACAUUCGUGUUCAGGCAGUCAGUAGAUUCCAUAUAUGCAAUGCCACCUCAGAAAGUGCCUAAGUAAAAUCAGUCUAUCCGAAGUGGGACAUACAUGCUCUAUUCUUAGAAAAUGCCAUCCUGGACAUACUCAAACGCAAACCAUCCUUAAGCUAGGACGUUUGGUGACUUCUUACAUCAGUCAGUGACUUAAGAAUUUAAAGAGAUUGUCUUCCACUGACUUAGACACCUCUCUUUUGUCCCUGCUCCCUCUGCUUUCAAGAGUUAUGAACUCAUGUAGCCCAGGCUGGCCUUGGACUUGCCACGUAGCCAGGAAUGACUUUAAACUCCUGAUCCCUGUGCCUCUGCCUCACGAGCGACCUCGCCAUGAUGCCUACCCUAAACUGCCAGAGUCACUGUGGCUACCAGGACAGUAAGCAAGGGUAACAAUUAGAAAAACAGUGUCAUCAAUCUUAUUUUAAAAUAGGCCUGAUACGUCAGUGAGACACAUAUUAAACCAACUCACAAUACUAGACAUUUUAAAUAUCUUUAUAUUAAAUACCAACAGGAGGCUAACAUUUUAACAUUUUUUUAAAGUCUUAGUUCAACAGAAUGAAACCACAGCAACCGUUCUCAGUGGACGACGUAAGCAACAGUUAGAUCCCAGCAUCUAGACAUAGUACUUUUAAGACGGUUUGUUUCUUGUUCACUUUAAGAGUCUGAGAGCCCAGCCGGUCCCAGGCUGCACACGGAAAGCGAGGAGGCCUCUGCUUCCGUUGGGGACCAUGGAUAGGGCUGUGCAUAGGCUAAGUGCAGCCCAUAGCACACGGCUGCGGCAGGGACAAUGGGCACAGCAGUCUGGGACAGCUGCCCAGAAGAACCUUGGCAACCCACGCUUCCCUGGACCACUGAACUGUGCUGGGGCCACUGAGGAAGGUGGAUAAACAGCACAUGCCAUAAAACACUGUCCCUCCAAAGUCGUCUGACAACUCAGGGCAGGCCACGAAACCAUUGGCAGAAAAGGCCCAUUAUCAGUGAAAAAGAGUGUUCAGUACCAUGACACAAAAUGUAUUUUGGAAUUAUCCGAUACUCGUAUUUGGCUAAUGAGUCAAGUCAGUUACUAGUUUUUCUAAUUUCGUGGCUAAUGAAGACAACCAGCUAGAAAUAAUAAAGGCAGCCCAUUCAAGAACAUGAAUAAAACUGCUGGGCUUAUCUAGAUCUGUGGUUUCAACUUAAAAAAAAAAAAGUUUGCCUUAAGAAAGCUGGCUCCCUUAAUGGA
Molecule: messenger RNA, 8274 nt
Organism: Alexandromys fortis (reed vole)
Lineage: Eukaryota; Metazoa; Chordata; Mammalia; Rodentia; Cricetidae
Gene: Gls
Product: glutaminase
Exons: 18
Coding region: 133-2169 (678 amino acids)
Biological process (GO): L-glutamine catabolic process
Molecular function (GO): protein binding; glutaminase activity
Source: RefSeq, a predicted model, not a curated record